AUGGCGAUGCGGGAGCUAGUAACUGGAGGAGCAGCUUGUGCGGUUCCAGGUUCUUCUUCUUCAUCUAAUCCUUUCGGUGCUCUCGCCAACGCUCUUAUCGGUUCCUCUUCCAAGACUCAGGAAAGGCUAAAGGAAAUCCCGUCCUCCACAACCACAGCUACAGAGCCUCCGUUCUAUCAGGAUGCCACUGCUGAGGGCCGCUUGAGAGGACUCCCGGGAGCUGAAUUUGAUCACUCCUUUUCCCAUCAUCCCACUCCUCAGGGUUCAGAAUUUCUUCGUGGCUUUCGCACUGCUGAUCAGAAUGGAUUGGCCGAUGCAUGGGAUGAGAUUCAGCGCUCUGGUCCUCCUCCUCCUCCUCCUGCUCUAUUGGAUCACCGCAUACCUCCUCCUCAGCUUCAACCAACAUUGGACGGACCACCCCAAAGAGUGUUGUCAAACUUUUUGCACUCCUUUGUGGGCACUAGCCAUGGUGGAAUUCCAUUUCGUCCUUCUCCACUGCCUGUGUUAGGAUUGUCUGAAGGUGACAAACAAUGUAUACGUGACCGUAGCAGCAUAAUGGCCCGGCAUUUUUUUGCUGACAAGAGUGAAGAUUUUAUCAAUGCACAGGUGAAUGCACUUUUGUCUUCGUUAGAUAUUGAUGGUGAUAUGCGGGCCAAGGGACCUUUACCUGGGAGGUUUCGAGAGCUAGAGGAUUACUGGAACGAGUCUCAAGGUGCUCUGAGACCUGGUCCUCCUCAAGCUGAUGGAUGGGUUGCAGAAUUUAGCCAACACAGAAUAGACCAUGGUGAUCCUAAUGCUUGGGCUCACUCAUUUGAACAGCAGCAUGGUGCUAAUGGUUGGGCAUCUGAGUUUGAGCAGGAACAACGGUUGGUCUCAGCAGCAGAUCAAAUGGGAGGUGCAAAUAUCUCAAACUUAGCUGCAAGGGAGCAGACUCGUAUGCUUGCACACACACUAGCUCAAAACAAUGAUCCCAAAUUUCAGAAUUCUAAGUUUCUUCAAUUCGUCUCAAAGAUGAGUCGUGGUGAACUUAUUAUUGAUGAUAAUCAAGUCAAGCCAGCUGCAUUGUCUUCCCCAGGGGAUUGGGCAACAGAAUAUCAGCAACAAUAUACUGGGGGUCCGUCUUGGGCUGACGAAUAUGCACGUGAUCAGCUUUCUCAUGGACCUGAUCAAUGGGCAAAAGAGUUUGCUACUGAAAGAGAGCAAAGUGGGCCCGUUGAUGAUCAGUGGGUAAAUGAAUUCUCAAAGUUGCAUGUUGAUGACUGGGCAGACGAAUUUGGACGGCAGGUUGGUGAAGGGGCUUUUGGGGAUGGCUCAGCUGAUAGUUGGGCAGAUGCGUAUGAUGAGUAUCUAAAUGAGCAAGUGGUUGCCAAGCAAAAAUCAGAUGCAUCAAGAGGCGUCUAUGUGUUUUCAGACAUGAAUCCAUAUGUUGGUCACCCGAAUCCUUUGAAAGAAGGCCAGGAACUAUUUCGCAAGGGGCUUUUGAGUGAAGCGGUGCUUGCUUUAGAGGCUGAAGUUUUGAAAAACCCAGAUAAUGCUGAAGGUUGGAGGUUGCUUGGAAUAGCACAUGCAGAGAAUGAUGAUGAUCAACAGGCUAUUGCAGCCAUGAUGCGUGCGCAUGAAGCUGACCCUACAAAUCUCGAAGUGCUUCUUGCUCUAGGCGUGAGCCAUACAAAUGAGUUGGAGCAGGCAGCUGCAUUGAAAUAUUUAUAUGGAUGGCUACGACAUCAUCAAAAGUAUGGAACACUUGCCACCCCAGAGCUUUCUGAUUCUUUGUAUUAUGCUGAUGUUGCUAGAUUAUUCAAUGAAGCUGCUCAGAUGUCACCUGAGGAUGCUGACGUGCACAUAGUCCUUGGUGUCCUGUACAAUUUGUCCCGGGAAUAUGACAAAGCCAUUGCUUCUUUCCAGACAGCUUUGAAACUCAAGCCUCAGGAUUACUCUCUUUGGAACAAGCUUGGAGCAACACAAGCCAAUAGUGUUCAGAGUGCUGAUGCAAUAUUGGCAUAUCAGCAGGCACUGGAUCUGAAGCCUAACUAUGUUCGUGCAUGGGCAAACAUGGGAAUCAGUUAUGCCAACCAGGUUUUUACCUCUGCUUCAUUGUUCACAGCUCCAUCAUUAGUGCCAUCUUUGGCAUCUGGUAUGUAUGAGGAUUCCAUCCGUUACUACGUUCGGGCGCUUGCUAUGAAUCCCAAGGCAGAUAAUGCUUGGCAAUAUUUGAGAAUUUCUUUAAGUUGUGCUUCAAGGAACGACAUGUUGGGAGCUUGUGAUUCUCGAAAUCUUGAUCUAAUAAUGCUUAUGGGAGAAUGCAUGGUGCUUUUGACUCCUCGCAUCACUGCAUUUGGAGCUCUUGCUGAAGGGUAUCCUGAUUUCGGGAAGAACCUCCAUGGACAGGAAGUAGGGAAAUCAAAUAUGGUUUAUUGGAGCUAA
Molecule: messenger RNA, 2424 nt
Organism: Dovyalis caffra
Lineage: Eukaryota; Viridiplantae; Streptophyta; Magnoliopsida; Malpighiales; Salicaceae
Source: the annotation of a GenBank genome assembly